Messenger RNA from Orbilia oligospora ATCC 24927, 882 nucleotides. RefSeq lists its product as uncharacterized. The record is from RefSeq and is a predicted model, not a curated record. The transcript is spliced from 3 exons. NCBI's taxonomy places the organism in Eukaryota, Fungi, Ascomycota, Orbiliomycetes, Orbiliales, Orbiliaceae. Bases 1 to 882 code for a protein of 293 amino acids.
AUGACGAGAACAAUUCUCAUAACAGGAGUCACCGGCCAACAAGGCGGUUCCCUCCUCAAAGCCCUGCAAUCCAACCCAGACGCUGCCUCCCUCUCCAUCCGCGCCAUAGUCCGAGACCCCACCGCUGCCUCCCAAAAACUAUCUUCCAAAUCCAACAGUAAUCUCACUUUCCACAAAGCCAACCUAACCGAUAAAUCCUCCCUCAUCCCGGCUCUCACAGACGUCGACACAGCCUUCCUAAUCACAAUCCCACAACCAAACGCCGAAGCCGAGAUAACUCAAGGAAAGACCUUCGUCGACGCUGCCAAAGAAACUGGUUUAAAACACAUAAUCUUCUCAUCCGUCGGUUCCGCGGAAAGAAACACGGGAAUCCCACAUUUUGAUUCAAAAAGGGUGGUAGAAAAAUAUAUCAUCGAAUCCGGGAUACCAUAUACAUUCAUCAGACCCGUGGCGUUUAUGGAUAAUUUCCCCGUCGAUGGUGGUGUAGGUAGAUUUUUCGCUUUGGGAUUGUUUAAUACGGCUUUAGCGGGGAAGAGGUUGCAACUUAUUGCUGCUAAGGAUAUCGGAGAGUUUGCGGCUAAGGCCGUGUUGAACCCUGAAAAGUGGAAGGGGAGGGAGUUUGAGUUGGCUGGUGACGAGUUGAGUGUUCCCGAGGUAUUGGAUGUUUAUGAAAAAGUGCAGGGUACGAGGCCGUGGUCGGUUUGGUUGCCGUAUUUUGCAUUGAAGUUGAUGCUGCCGGUGGAUUUUUUCUUGAUGUUUAAGUUCUUCUAUGACGAUGGAUACAAAGCAAAUAUUCCGGAUUUGAAGAAAGAGUAUCCUGGUUUACAAACAUUUGAAGAUUUCCUACGCGAAAAGGCGAAAUCAAAAGAUAAGACAGCUUAA